UCAAACGUUAAUUCUAUCUCCAACAAUAAUGACAACACUGUGUCCAAUGCAGAAUCAGUUUCGACUCCUACUACCAGCACUUCGCCAAGUGGCACCAGUGUUGAUGGCAGCAGCGGUCGCGUAUACGAACGAACUGUUUUACCACCGUCUGAACUCGUAGAAUAUCCGUUUAAAACGUUGAACAGAAUUCUAGAUGAUAUGAAAUGGACGAUUCCCAUGAAACAAAAGUUCAACAUCAGCUUGUUGAACAGUAUACCGUUUGAUUACUCCACAGAAUUAAGUAAACUCGCUGGAUCGCCUUUGUUUGUGUAUGAAGCUCUUACUCUAAACAAUUCGCUCAACUACUCCCCGUCGUUGGAGACAGUUGAUUAUGAAGACAGAAACCAGACACUUUCCACAAUAAGAGGUCUUCUUGUCAACACAAGCUCCAGCAGCUCUGCCAAAGCAGUAUUUCACUUCCGGAUCUCGAUUCUCGAAACGAACACCAAUCCAUUCAUCUCCAGUGCUCUUGAUAAACACGAAUAUCAUAUCAUUCCUAAACUGAGAAUCUCUUCUGACGACUUAGAAGCUCUUCAUGUGCUUCCCAAGGAAGACCCCCAGAUCAUUGAUGAUGCCUUCUUUAAAAGCUCCAACAGCCCAAGCAACCAGAUUUUAAGAGUGACCAUCUAUAGCCAGGAGUUCUCGCAACAAGAUUUGCUUCCGUUGGUAGAUCAGGAAACAAUAAAGGCUAGAUAUCUAGCUGGUGUAGAUAAACACCCGAGCUUAUCGCCGGAAACUAUCCCGAACGUAACCCAUUGCUUCAAGACCUUGAUCAAAGUGUUGAGGGGGCCGAUUUUGAUGAAACCAGAAGACUCUUUCAAGACGAUAAGUUUGGCCCACACGGUUAUGGAUGCGCAAAUAGACGUAAACCUUCUUUUCCACAAGCUUUCAUUCACUUUGAACGAACAAGAGUCCGAUGUAGUCCCUCCAAACUUGACAGAGUUGCCAGAGUUGAAGGAAUCGUACAUCCGAAUGAUCCAAGAGUUGAUCUACUUAGGAAGAAUCUAUGGUAGUAGCAUCGAAAACAACGAGUACAAGACUCUGUACUCUUACUCCGAUAAUCUUUCUUUGGUAUUCAAGACUAUUAGUGAAUACGACAAACACAUCAACCAGGUCCAUUUCCGCAAUCACAACUCGAACCAAUUAGCGUUCUUGAUCAACUUGAGUAUCUGUUCGUAUUUUCAGGACGAGCUUAUCAUCAAAUGUUUUGAGAAUACCAUCAAGUCCGAUCCGGCCAACAAAUUGCAUUACGUAGACUCCUUAAGAAGUACCAUUAACUUCAGAAACGGCUCUUCCACGAACAACAAGUUGAAUACCUACUUGAAAAACUUGACUGCUCUGGGCGACUUGAUAGGUUUCCAUGAGUAUAUGGAGUCAAUGAACAUUCUUGGAAUUGAUGUCAGAGAUCCAGCUGAUAUUGACAACAUCGAUGAUGGCAUUAUCAUAGCUAUGUAUAAAACCAACUUCAAAAACGACCCCAAGAAUUAUCAAUACUAUAACAACCAUUUGCAAACCGUUGCUAAAGUCAGAAAAUCCUCGAAUUUAUGGAAGUUCAUCAACAAUGAAAUCAUACCAUUAAAUAUCGCUCUUGACGAAUUGAAUAUCGAGGAAAUUACUGAAGAUGACGUAGUCAUUACUGCUUAUGAGUUCAAGUUGGACGACACUCUACAGGCUAAUGGGUUUAGAAACGACGCUAGUGAGAUCUUGUUCUUACACAAGGCGUUGUUAUCAGUAGCUGUGAACAGAAAGAGCUAUCUUUUAUUGAACUACAUUGAAACAAAACUCGCUGAUAUCAUCAAACUUCCAAAGGAAGAUUUCACCUAUCAGAAAGCACUUGAACUUUUUGGUGCUGAUGAGAGCACCUCUGACUUUGAAAUCAUUACUAGGUUCCAGAAUCGAUUAAUUUUGAAGUCCAAAAACGAUAUCGAUAGUGACAUUAGAAUCUUGAGAUACUGCUUGAAGCUCAUUGCUGAAGAGAAGAAAUCACAGAUUUUGUUUAGCUUUUUGAAAAAUGGGAAAGUAGUUUCGUCUCUUUUACCAGCAGAGAACUGGCCGGCAGGUUUGGACAAUAUCGGAAACACCUGCUAUUUGAACUCUUUAUUACAGUAUUACUUCUGUAUCAAGCCAUUAAGAGACUUGAUUCUUUCCUUUGACGAAAACGAUGUUAAUCAGGAGAAGAUGGGCCAGAAGAGAAAAAUAGGAGGUAGAAAAGUCGAGGAAUUGGAACUCACUCGUUCCAAUCAGUUUGUGUACCAUUUAAGGUAUUUGUUUGAUGAAAUGAUACACACCAACAAAAGAUGUGUACAGCCAUCGAAAGAUCUUGCCUACCUAUCGUUCUUGCCGUUGUCCAAUCCUGUUGAUUUCAAAACUGAAGGAGAACCUGAAGUUAUCGAGAUUCUUGAUGAAGACGAUGACUACGUUAUCAGUGGAAAGGAUAGCACGAGAACGAAUGCUAUCUUAGUAUCAUCACAACUGCCAGUGCCAGAAGAGGAUGUAGAAAUGCUUCCAAGUAGUGAUGAUUAUGUCGAGAUAUCCAACGAACAAGAAGAAAGCGGUCUUCGUAGCCACAACAGCAUUUUGAACUAUGUAGAAGUGCAGAACGGUCCUAAGUUGUUGCCAAUCAGUACAGACCAGAUGGAAAGUACAAUAGAAGUAGGUAGACAGCAGGAUGUUACGGAAUGUAUUGAAAAUGUCACCUUCCAGAUUGAAACGGCUCUAGAGCCAGAACGGUUGGAUGACGACGGUGAACAGUAUGACCUCAUCAAAAGACUCUUUUAUGGAAAGACCAAGCAAACUAUUACGCCGAUAGACGACAAACACAAUCCUAUAGGUAAACCUCGUGUUUCCAUUGAGAGAUUUUUCAGUUUGAUCAUCAACGUCAGCGACCAUCCCAAGAGCAUGUACGACACAUUGGAUAACUUCUUCAACGAGGACAUUGUCAACUUGGAGGAAGGUUUAGCCAAGAAGUCCAUCACUGUGAGUGAAUUACCGGAUAUCUUACAGUUUCAUGUUCAAAGAGUUAUGUUUGAUCGCGAAAGAUUGAUGGCAUACAAGUCUUUGGAGCCAAUUCCUUUCAGCGAAAAGAUCUACUUUGACCGUUAUCUAGACACAGAUGAUCCGAUGAUUCUUCGUCGUCGUAGUGAAGUGUUCAAAUGGAAGUCUGAGAUCCAAGAAUUGACAGAGCAAAAGAAUGAGAUUCUCAAUAUUGAUGACGAAACCAAACUCUCCAUUAUUGAUGCACUUGUAACAACGAAGAAAUAUCUUGAACUGAAAAUCAUCCCUCACGAAACAAUGGGCAUUAAGCCAGAUACAAUUUUCGCUAUUCAAGAGCAAAUCGAUAACUUGAGACAAAGAUUGCUAGACAUAGACUCAAGGCUAGAGGUUUUACGUGCGAGUGUAGCCAAUCAGUUUACGUCCUAUACCAAGAUCGGGUACACCAUCUUUGCUAUAUUUAUCCAUAGAGGCGAGGCUAGUUAUGGCCAUUACUGGGUUUAUAUUCGAGAUCCUCAACGUAACAUUUUCAGGAAGUAUAACGACGAAACAGUGAGUGAAGUUCCGUUCUCGGAGGUUUUCAACUUUGCUGAAGGUAACACGGCUACUCCGUACUACAUUGUGUAUGUCAAGGAUGAGUUGGAGAAUGAUUAUGUUGAUCCAUUGAAGAGGGUCAUCAAUAAAUGUUGA
Molecule: messenger RNA, 3720 nt
Organism: Scheffersomyces stipitis CBS 6054
Lineage: Eukaryota; Fungi; Ascomycota; Pichiomycetes; Serinales; Debaryomycetaceae
Product: ubiquitin-specific protease
Exons: 2
Biological process (GO): protein deubiquitination; regulation of proteasomal protein catabolic process; proteasome-mediated ubiquitin-dependent protein catabolic process
Molecular function (GO): proteasome binding; cysteine-type deubiquitinase activity
Source: RefSeq, a predicted model, not a curated record